Colletotrichum chrysophilum is the source of this 1110-nucleotide messenger RNA. RefSeq lists its product as uncharacterized. NCBI's taxonomy places the organism in Eukaryota, Fungi, Ascomycota, Sordariomycetes, Glomerellales, Glomerellaceae. Gene Ontology annotation, cellular component: cytoplasm. The record is from RefSeq and is a predicted model, not a curated record. The transcript has a single exon. Bases 1 to 1110 code for a protein of 369 amino acids.
AUGGGUGGCCUCAGGAUUCUCAGCGACGCCGUUGUUCACGACAUCUUGAUCAACUCGCAAAAAGAUGGCAUCUUGCGUCUCCGAGAUGCUCUUCUGAAAUGCUUAGUCAACGUUUCCAAGGGCACAGAAAAGGACUACCAACCUCAGGUUGGCGUAGUCAACAGACCUGAAGGCCAAAAGUGCCUCUUCCGGCCUUUUUCUUCCUCAGACAGUUUCGGUACAAAGAUCGUGGUUACACCAGCGCCAUCCUCGAAAGCAGCCGGAGCGCUGCACGGGAUAGUCACUCUAUGUGAUCAAGAUGGCUACCCGACCGGUAUCAUCAAUGCCGAGGAACUCACCGGCUACCGCACUUCUCUUUCCGCUCUGAUUCCCUACAUUUGGAGACGAUACACGGACAAGAUUGUCGUUUUCGGCGCCGGAAAACAGGCACUCUGGCAUCUCCGCUUGGCUCUCGCUCUGCGUGGCGACGAAGUCAAGUCCAUCGUCGUCGUGAACCGUUCUGAGGAGCGUGCACAGCAGUUGAUCAGCAGAAUCAAGGACGAGAACCAGAGGCUGUGGAAGUCUUCGACAACCAUCGACUACCUCGCUCCCUCUAGCCCCGAUUAUGAACUCAACAUCAAAGAACAUCUAUCCGUCGUGGACGCCAUUUUCUGCACAGUUGGCACUACGAGCCCGCUGUUCCCUGCCGACUACAUCACCAAGGGACGAAAGACGAAUCGGUACCCCUUCAUUUCAGCCGUGGGAUCCUGGCAGCCCAAUAUGAUUGAACUCGAUCCCGAGUUGCUUCGUUUCGCCGCCGGCAAUGUUGGCGAAGGUUUCCAGCGAAGCAAGGAGUCGAAGGGUGCAGUUCUUACAGAUGACCGUGAAGGUGCUCUGCAUCAUGCCGGAGAAGUCAUCCAAAGCAAGCUACAGCCUGACAGCCUCGUGGAGGUGGGCGAGGUUGAACUUUCGCGGCAAGCGGGAGACCACAAAGACCUGUUCAAAUGGAUUGAGGAAGGUCUCGUGGUUUACAAGAACAUUGGUGUUAGCACGACGGACCUUGCAAUUGGCAACGCGCUACUGGCCAUUGCAGAGGAAGCAGGAACCGGAAUUGUUGUACCUGAAUUUUGA